GUGCGAGGUUCUCACUGCCAUUCUUGUUCGUGUUCUCUGAGGAUUUUCCCAACUUUUCACCGGGAAGAAAGCGCUCAAUAUACCUGAUCGAAAGGUUCUGGGAGUUGGCUAGGGUUUUUCACGCGCUAUCAAAGGAGGCAUAAUGGGGGUCUCCUUCAAGGUAUCUAAGGUCGGAAAGAGGUACGUGCCAAAACUGAUCGCCGAGCAGGCGGAGUUCUCUCCCAGCGAGAGCUCGAAGGAGAGCUCCCAUGCCAUCAAUGGACCCGUGCCAAGCAAAAAAGCAGAUACUACAGAAACUGCAAAUGACUUUGUUGGUUCUAAGGCACCAGAAUUGGCAGAGCAUGAUGUGUCCUUCACAUUGAACCUUUUACCAAAUGGAUACUUCAUUGGAAAGCCAUCCGAGGUGGGAAAUUUUCAGCCUUUGCUGCAAGAUGUGAAGUCACUGCAUCCAUAUGAUAGGGCUUCAAAACCUCUUUUUACUGCAAUCGAGACAGGAUGGCUUCCGGGAGAUAUUUUGGAUGAUUUACCCUGCAAAUAUAUCAAUGGGGCUGUCAUCUGUGAGGUGCGCGAUUAUAGAAAUUGUAGACUAGAACAAGAGACUAUUGCUUCUAUUGAUGCUGUUCCUAUUGUAAACAGAAUCCGACUUCGGAUGUCUCUUGAAAAUGUUGUUAAGGAUAUUCCUUUACUAGCUGAUGACUCGUGGACUUAUAGUGAUUUUAUGGAAGUUGAGUCUCGAAUUUUGAAAGCCCUGCAGCCAAAACUUGAUUUAGCUCCUGUUCCAAAGCUGGACAGGCUCUGUGCUGAUCCUGCCAUUAUUAAGUUCAAUGUUGAUGUUGGAAGGAAGAAAAGGUCGCAGCCAACUACUGAAGUCACCAUCACCUCCAACAAUCAACCUCAUGGGAAAAAGAUUUGCAUUGAUGGAGCACCUGAAAUUUCUAACAGUGCAAGAGAUUCAGGAACUAUGUUAAGCAAUGUACCCAUACAACAUGCCCAUGAAAAUGCAGCCACUCAGCCUGGGAUCAUUUCAUCCUCUCGAUCAAAUAAUCCUUUUCAUGAAGCUGCUAGGCCAAUUUUACCUGUUCCAGGUCAUACAAAGAUUCAAUCUCCUGUCAACCAUGCAGGAGUGGUUCCGGAGCAUGGCUUAUCUCCUGUAAAUUAUGGUGUCAGUGCUGGCAUUUCGUUACCUCAGAACAUAGUUGGUUUGUACAUGGAUACUGCUAAUGCUAAUUUCUCGUUGACUGGACGAAGGGAAACUCAAGGUUCCCAAUCAGCAUCAAUGCCAGACCUGAAGAGGACAAGGCAGACUGCUGCAGGUUUUGAGGUUGCUUCUCCACUAGGUGGUUUUAAUGGACCAGAUAUGCAGUGGAAGAACCAGCCUGCACAUCCACAGAUUGAUGCCAAGGGGCUUCAGUACUCCAAUGUUGGGGUCCCAAGGUUUUCUCAGAUUAAUCAAGAGCCAGUGACAUCUAUUUAUUAUAACCAACAGAUUAUGAGAUAUGGGCCUAAGGAGGAGCAGAUCGACUCGGAUAAGUUGAAUAAGCCAGAUCUUGAGAGAUCGAAAGAGACUCUGCAGGCAGUGACCACUGACAAUUCAUUGGAUCAGCAUCCAUUACAUGCCCAGCAUCAACUGCAUCAAUCAUCUAUAAGGAGCCAUCUUCCACCUCUUACACAGUGGAAUAACCCCCGGUUGCCGGCUGAGAAGGAUACGAGAAAGGAUGAGGUGCUUCAAAAACGGAAGACUUUACCGAGUCCGCGCGUCUCUUCUGGACCAUUGGUUCAAUCUCCCUUGUCAUCAAAAUCAGGAGAGAUAUCUAGUGGUUCGGUAGGUGGUCAAUAUGGUGCAAUGCCUGUAACGUCCACACUACCAACAAACUCGAAUGCUGUUGGAGCCCAGUCUGUUGUUUCUAGUCCCAGUGAUUCGGUGCAUAGACAGCCCCAAGGGUCUGCUUCUCUAAAACGGAAAGCAAAUUCUGUCCCCAAAACACAAGCUAUGAGUGGUGUUGGAUCUCCUGCAAGUGUGAGUAAUUUUAAUGCUCCAUUGAAUGCUAGUAGCCCGUCAAUAGGAACAUCUUCUAUGGUUGAUCAAGCGCUAAUGGAAAGGUUUUCAAAGAUUGAAAAUGCAACCCAAAGGUUCAUAUUAAAUGCCAGAAAGAACAAGGUCGAAAAUUUUCCUGCAAGGAAGACUCGAUCAUUUUCAGAUAAGCAAGUAGCACUCGCUCUAUCAAAUUCAUCGAACUCUGAGGAUUUCACUGAUCCAGCAGAUUCUCUUUCAAGAUCCAUUCGAGGUGGUAACAUCAAUAAUUGUAAGACAAGAUUAAUAACUUUCAUCCGCUCUGAUCGUGUCUAUCAAGCUGUUCCUGGAAGGAGUGCAAGCCGAUUGAUGAUGUGUGAAAAACCCUUUGAUGGCACUGUGGCAAUGCAAUAUGGGGACGCAGAUGAUUCUGAUAUUCCUAGUUCUGUAGAUUGCUGGCAGACAUUGCGCACCACUCACUGCGCCGAUGUUCUUGCCACACAGUUUAUUGCACUUAUGGAGCGUGACGGGCAUCAUAAAACUGAAGAUCAAUUAUUUCUAGCUCGAACUCCUCCAGUUCGCAUGGUUUUUGCAUCAGGAGGUCAAUCUAUAGCUCCAGGAAUGUCAACUGAGAAUGCUCUAUCUGGGGGAAAACAUGCAGAUUUGGUUACUGCUCUUUUGCCUGCCGCCACAGUUCCUAAUAAUGGUGGAAUGGCUCCCAUUAACGCACAUACCAUUCCCAGCAAUGCUGGAAUGCUGAUUUCUGGAGGUAGCUCCCAAACCUCAAGCAUUUCUAAUGGCUAUUUGUCAGGUCCAGGAAUCCCUGCCAGAAACCAACAGCUUGAGCAACUUCAGCAACAACAACAGCAGCAGCUUCAGCAGCUGCAAAAUCCACAGUCCCACGUGCAGCAACAGCAGCAGCAGCUUAGUCUCCCUCAUAUCCAGAGAUCUUCUCCAGUUCUCUCAAACAAUCCUCUCUCCCAUUUAAUUGGGCAGAACUCAAACAUUCAAAUGGGUUCUACUCCUAUCACGAACAAUAAGCCUGCACACAUCCAGCUCCAAAUUCAACAACAACAGCAGCAACAACAACAACAACAACAAACUCAAAUCCCUAGGAAAAUGAUGAUGGGACUUGGGGCUGCAAUGGGAAUGGGGAAUAUGGGCAAUAAUAUGGUUGGAAUUUCGGGUCUAACUAAUGUCAUCGGCAUGGGGGCUGUGCGUGGUCUUUCCUCUCCAAUGGGUGCCUUGCCUGGCUUGGGUAAUGUCAACCCCAACCAGAUGCUUCCAACUUCAGCAUCCAAUUUUGGCACCAACAUCCGCCCGAAUUCCUUGUCUCCCGCACAAGCCGCAGCCAUGAUGACGAAAUUGAGAAUGUCUAACAGGGCCAUGUAUGGCCCCCAAACUGGCAUUUCUAACAUUACCGGGAACAACAAUCAGAUGCUUCCCACAUCAGCUAGUUUGUCCAUGCUAAGUAAUGCACUGAACCGUACCAGCAUGAACACUUUGCAGUCCAACGCCCCCAUGGCAUCCAUGGGACCUCCCAAGGUUUCUGGUCCCAACUUCUACCUGAACCAGCAGCAACAUUUGCAGCUACAACAACAUCGAUUGCAACAACAGCAGCAGCCGCAGCUGCAACAACAGCAGAUUCAACAACACUCUCCACAAAUACAGCAGCAGCAGAUAAGCUCUCCACUUCAACAAGUUCAGGUUACUUCCCCAUCGGUGGCAGGUUCUCCUUCUCCUUUGGUUAUGCAACAACAACAACAACAACAACAACAACAGAUAAGUCCCCAACAGAUGGGUCAGCAGACUCCAAUGAGUCCCCAACAAUACAACUCCGGUGCUCUUCAGCAGAUUAAUAGUGGGAGCUUGGGAGCUGCACCUCCUGCUAGCCCGCAAUUGAGCUCACAAACUCAUGGGUCCAUUGGUAGCAUCACAAGCUCUCCCAUGGAACAGCUGCAAGGUGCAAAUAAGGGUGGAAGCUCGAACAUUUGAGCCUGAAAUUUGGCUGAGUGCUUUUGGUUUAAUCAACAUUGCUAAACCAUUAUUAGCCCUUUAAAAGGUUACUUAUGACCAGCAUUAAAGAUUGUGGUGUAUUCAAGCUGUGCAUUGUGUCAAAUAAUGUAAAAUUUUUAAAUCAUAAGCUAUGUGAUAACAUCUUUCUUCAAUGUAAAUUGAUAGGAUUUUUUCAUAUAAGGUUACAUAUUUGAAUAAUUUUUUGUAUUAAUGUUGGUACGUGUGUCUUU
Molecule: messenger RNA, 4257 nt
Organism: Phalaenopsis equestris
Lineage: Eukaryota; Viridiplantae; Streptophyta; Magnoliopsida; Asparagales; Orchidaceae
Exons: 12
Coding region: 143-4006 (1287 amino acids)
Biological process (GO): regulation of transcription by RNA polymerase II
Cellular component (GO): SAGA complex
Molecular function (GO): transcription coregulator activity
Source: RefSeq, a predicted model, not a curated record